Messenger RNA from Ornithodoros turicata, 2170 nucleotides. RefSeq names its product P2X purinoceptor 4-like. The coding region runs from base 47 to 1267 and encodes 406 amino acids. Gene Ontology annotation, molecular function: purinergic nucleotide receptor activity; extracellularly ATP-gated monoatomic cation channel activity. The transcript has 11 exons. NCBI's taxonomy places the organism in Eukaryota, Metazoa, Arthropoda, Arachnida, Ixodida, Argasidae. The record is from RefSeq and is a predicted model, not a curated record. Gene Ontology annotation, cellular component: plasma membrane; nuclear inner membrane. Gene Ontology annotation, biological process: response to ATP; calcium ion transmembrane transport.
ACCGAACGAAACUAUCGGCUAUCGGUGUCAUUCGCACCGGCACAUCAUGGGGUUGAACUGUGUGAAAGCGACUGGAACCUAUUUCUUUGAAUAUGACACUUUAAAAGUGGUGCAUAUAGGUAAUAAGAAAAUCGGCGUGAUCAACAGGCUCGUACAAAUGCUCAUUUUGGGCUACAUCAUUGGGUACGUCAUCGUGUACAGGAAGGGGUACCAGCAGUUCAGCGAUUUUAACUCAGCCACAACAACUAAAGUGAAAGGAGUGAUUAGCACAGAAGACCUGCAAGAUGAUGCAUUUUACCCAUUCCUGAAUGAUAUCUCAGUUUACAAAAGGAUCUGGGAUAUAGCCGACAUUGUAGUUCCCCCAACGGAGAAUAACGAGUUCUUUAUUUCCACGAAUCUGAUCAUCACUCCAAAUCAACAAGUUGCAACGUGCCCCGAAGCAUAUGAUGUUUCACAAGCUCAUUGCAAAUCUGUACACGAUACUACAACGUGUAAAGCGGGAGAACCGUUGCUUUUGGGAAAUGGAAUCAUGACUGGACGAUGCAUACGAGCUAGACCUCCUCACAACUCGUCACACGUCUGCGAAAUUAGAGGCUGGUGCCCUGUGGAACAAGAUUACGGACCACUGAGGAACAAAACUGCCCUUCUUGAAGACGUCGCAAACUUUACAGUUCUGAUAAAAAACUACAUCGAUUUUCCACUCUUCAGAAUAAAGAGGAGAAAUAUCCUCGACUCGGAAAAUAGCACCUACCUCAGGAACUGCCUGUACGAGCCCACCACACAUAGUCUCUGCCCAGUAUUCCGCAUUGGCGACAUAGUAAAGAAUGCUGGAGUUGAAUUCAGCGAGAUAACCAUGAAGGGUGGCGUCAUUAGAAUCCUCAUCUCGUGGGACUGUAACCUGGAUUUUGACGUCAAAUAUUGCAUCCCAACCUACAGUUUCUCAAGGCUAGAUGACCCAAGCGUUGCCCUCGCAAAGGGUUGGAACUUCAGGUACCCAAAGUAUUAUAACGAGACCACGAGGACGCUGGUGAAAGCAUAUGGCAUUACGUUUGCUAUCCUGGUACAAGGACGAGCAGGAAAAUUGAGUCCAAUACCCAUAGCCAUCAACCUGGGUUCAGGGCUUGGGCUGAUGGUCGUCGCUACAAUAUUUUGUGACCUCGUCGUUGUACACUGUCUCAGGAAACGGAAGCUCUACAAAGCCAAGAAGUACAAAUUUGUCUCAAGCGAGGAACACUUCACUAAUGAUACGGGGGAAUUGAUAGGGUAAUCUAGAUACCCAAUCAUUUCCUCACAAACCAGCCCAUGAGAGAAAAAGUGAAGUGACAGAGCCUGGAAAAGAUGCAUGCAAAGCCAUUACCAGAAAUAGCUUGAGGAUUGCCAGCACAUUGCAUCAGAAGAGGGUUUCUCAUCUACCUUGCAUCAACUAUCACAUGGGGUGCCGCCGAUGUUACACAGGCUUAUUGAGAAAGUGCUGCUCAGUGGGAAAAUGGUGACUAACACAAAAGGCCUUUGAUCCUCAUUCGAACAAUUGUCUAAACGGUUUUCUGAAUGCGAGUGAUGUAUUAACAACACCUGACUGCAACCUAGGCUGCUGUGAUAGUUAAUGAAUUAACCGGUACAAAUAACCAUGUUUUGUUCUUACACUGGCUUUAUAUUUUGUCUCCCGGGAAUUAUUGUCACCAUGUCUCCCCUUCCGUUUUCUUUUAUUCCAGGUUAAUACUGGCGUUACAUUUUCAGUUAGGGCUUUGACUGCUUGUUCGUGGGGUGUUGUGCCAGAUUAACGCAGGUACUCUACACCUGAGAAGUGUUUGAACGAAAUUGUGUUACAUUCAAUUGUCCUUGCAAAUUUAUACUUGAAUUUAUAUGUGAAUAAUUUCCUGAAUGUCACGGUUGAUUAAGUGGUGUGGUGUGGAGUGAGAAAGCAAUAUGGGGUGUCCCCAUUAACACCUACUGAGAUUUAAAAGUGUCCUAGUCACCAGUAUUUCUUUCACUGUGCCAGAUUAAUUAAUUAGGUAAGAUUAAUUAGCUAGCAUUCAAAAUAUUGUUUUGAAGGACCUGCAUGUUAAUUGGAAAUUUGUAGAGUACCUUAAGAAAGACCUGACUGAGGGAUUUCCAAUAACAUAUGCUUGGUGUCUGUGUGGGUUUGUGCUUUUGAGCUGAAAAAAAUAUU